GUCCUGCCGCAUUGCUUGAGCCGUCCAUGAUAGUGAGGCCCAGAUCAAGAGCUGCACCCACACCAAUAACAUCAUGCCUCCUGGCUCAAAUAGCCAAUGCCUAGGCCUCCGAGACAUUGGCCAGGGGGAAAUGGCGCUCGAGAGCUACUGGGCUCAUCGAGGGAAGCCUAAGAACAGCGAAACCGACUGUAAACCAUACAGGUAAUAUACGGAACGCCUCGAAUAUGACGCGCGACAGACGCUUGGCGUCGCGAUUUGAAAGUUUGGAGGAGACGAAAUCCUCACGAAUUCUUGGUGACGGUUAUUUCCUGUCAUCAUCGCGCCACAUGUGGCUAGCGUGCUGUGGCGGUUCGUGAACUGUGGUCCAAUCAGGUACCGUGCUUAACGCAGGCUCUUUCCCAAACAGAGUCUCCACGAAGUCGAAUGUCUUAAGAGCUUCGACAGACCUGGAGGUUAUUCUUUAUGACUCUAAUCUCAUAACAGAUUAUCUUUACUUCGCUUCUAUGUAGGUCAACAGUGCUUGCAUUAUCAUACUCAAUUUGAUCAUGGUAGCCUCGUCCCUUCCUAUCUAUCAGUCAUCAAAAUCACCUUCCUUGUCAUUCGUCAGUACUAUAACACACCCCGAAUUUCGAUGCAACACAAACACUAAGGUAACGACGAGCCAACAACAUCAUUCAGAAGCAGAAAACUCUCUCUCAGCACUAGUUGCCACAUCUUCACCUCUCUUAGCUCCUUUGUUUCGACGCCUUCUCCGAAGACUUAAUCUCACUAAAUCACAACCAAAAUACGCGAAGCCCACUCAAGUUUAUGCCAAGAUAAAAGGUCACGAUGAGAACACCAUAUGUGUGCCAGCGCGUCACAUCCCUGGCGCUAAGGCGAGAACAGGGAGGGUCCCUUGGAUGAACGUCACUGUUGAUCUAACCAAAUUGAAGCGUCAAGCGGCAAUCAGCCAGCCGUCUGAAGCGCUGGCUGUAACUCAACGUUGGUUAUGCCUUGAACUGCUCAGGCGACAAACGUUAAACGCGUUUCGAGUCAUCGAAUCGUUAUUUCUCAUCACACCAUCACGCACAAUAGAAUCUCAAGCGCAGUUUGGCUGGCGUUGGCCCCAUUCGUCCGUGAUCACUCGCUGGUGAACUUUCUGGACCUCAAUACCCAAGGCGCCUAGGGAUCGAAACAUGCGCUUGUCCUGUCUGUGCUCGGGGAAACAGAAUCAGAUCAGUCCCCACUUGAGUUCCUUUGAAGAUCCUCUGCUACAGGAUAGAUUCAUUGUCAACGGCAAGCCACGCGGACUGCUAGUGACUCCUAGCGCGUCAUCGGGAUCUUCUUUUCCGCUGAGUCUUGACCUAAGCUAUAUCUGGUUACUAUAGCAAGCCAAGGACCCUGGAGAUGCGAUGAGCAGUGAGGUCCGACAUGAACGUUCAGCUGCGCUCACUCUCAAAUUACCUUGCUUCUAGUCCGGCAACACUGCUGCAUUGUUCCGUCUCCGCCAUACAGUCCCUAUGGUAUGACUUCACUGUUAGAAAAAGAACCCAGAAUCGGUAAUUUGCACAGCUUCCUGUUGCAACUCCACGACAUCUUGUUGUUCCACUGCCAUAGCGCAUUUCAACGACUGUUACAUUCUUACUCGGCUCUUUUUAAGAGUGCAAUAUAAUCUGCAGGAGUAUCAUGUUGAACAAUCGCUGGUCCUUCCAACAAUGGAAACGUGGAAGUACCCUCACCACGUUUCUUUAAGUCCCUAUGGUCUUGUCAGGGAGCCAGAUCAACCAUAUCCUUAAUUGGCAGGUCGAAAUACCGAAUCAGAACAACUGAAAAAUCGGGGUUUGCUGCCUUGACAAGCCUUCACAUUCUGAAUUGGAGAGCUUCGUCCUCCCAGUCUUGACAUACUUCUCAAGACCCGCUUGCUUCUACUGCCACGACUCCGAGUGGUUUGACUUCUGCCAUUUUUGGUAAGAUUCUCUCUUGGGUUUCUAUUCCCCCAAGAUAAAUCUCUACAAUACUUUCACUGCCAUAUUUCAUCCUAUUUCAACUGCGGCGGUCAAGCAAAGGCAGGCCGUUAGCCAGUUAUCGGUCUCGUCUGAGGCUUGACAUUGCCGAACUGUCAAACGGCGUGAUCUGCAUCGGGGGGCUAGAAACCUGGAUCCCUGGCGGCUAGGUUAAGGGUGUCCGCGAACGGGGCCACUAGUUUAGGCUCGAGGAGGCCCUGUCAAGCUUGUCUCGACACCCUCCCGGCUUCCGAGGGCACCCUGAAUCCUUGCCAACCUGAACCCAGUUACAUGCAAGUUGCAGCGAGAAUCAAAUUUACUUGAAGCGCAAUUUUCCAAACUGUCGGGUCUACACAAGGACAAGUUUGUCAAUACGAGCUAUGUGUUGUCUCACUCACGCUCCGCCCCCUUUCUCAGUCUUUCCAGGUCUUUCGCAUUCCCCCCUUGCUUUCGUGGCAGCGAAACACGCCAUCUUGUCAAUUCUAAAAUCGCCAAUCUUAAGAGCACCCAACCAGAUGUUAUCUCAAAAGUCUGACCCCAGAUUUUGUGUGAAGCCACUCAUGUCACUUGACUUCCCGCCCGCCCAUACAAUUACCUCUCAAACUUGGCAAUAUCUUCGGAAGCAGUGAAGACAUAGAUAGAUACUACAAGAGCAUUGGGGAGACGUGAUACGACGCAGAAUUCCUUCUUAUACAAAGAUGUCGGGUUCUUUACGAAGCUCUAUCUUGAACAAUUCCUUGGGGUAUAUGAAAGGACUCUUAUAUGGAAAAUACAAAAAAAUGAGGGGCUCUUCGUUGAGAAGAUGAAGUUGUCUAUAAUGCCAUUCCCGAAAAUGAGUCAGAAGUUUUCUGUUUUCACGACCCUCUGCGUCCUCCAUACAUCGUCUGUGUUGGACUCAAUCUCAUCAAGGGUUGCAUGCGAUUGUUUUGUGGUGGCAUUGCUCCCGGUUCCAUCUUCAUUUGUUGGUCCCACAUAUGUGCGCUCAUCAUGUGGCCUCCAGGGCCAUCUUCUUCCAUCUUGAUAUUGGGAAGGCCAUGCACCUGGUUAAUAACCUCAUCUUCAUGAGUGUUGUGGGAUCCGACGCUCAUCAUCUCGUCGUGCUCAUCACCGCGGCCAGUGCGCUUCCUUGUUUGAACCGACUUGCGUCGUCUUCUGAUAUUGAGAUCCCCAUGGGACUCCAUGUAAAUCCCCUCCUCGAGCUUUAGAUCGUUGACAACUUUGACUUCUAUGUCGCUGGCAUUCAAUCGCAUAUUUCGGGAACCCCCUAAUUCGUGAAAGGUGUCAAGCAUCAUCUGAUAACGACUCUUCUCGACGAUCUUAUAAGCCUCUCGAAGCAAGUCCUCCUUAAAAUAAUAACCACUCAAUGUACUUGGACCGGCCUCGUUUGAAUUUCAUCUGAAGCAUUUCCUUACCGGGGCACUUCUGGAAACGACUCUUAUAGUCGCUCUGGAUGCUCUCCCACAUAUCCUGACCCUUUUGGUUGCGGUGCUCCCAGCGAGAUUCGAAUAUGCAGCGCUCCUCAUCGGGACAGGUACUCUUGAGUGUUGGCGGGACCUCUUCUCCAAAGCAGUUCUUGUGCUCGUCGACAGGCUCUUCAGCAGCUGCACUUCUAGAGGCUCCUGACCUCUUGGUUGUGCGCUUUUUGACGCGGCCAGGGGCGUGUAAGGCAGAUCUUCGACGAGGGGAUCCAGUCAUGGAGCGUGGAACAUCUGAAGGUAAUCCGUGCAGUCCUGUCUCUUCUGGGCUUCUUCGGCGGUACUGGGGUGGAUGAUGCUCGGCCAGAAGAGGGGCAGGCGCCAUUUCGCGAUGAUGCAUGCCCAUUGGAAUAUGAUGAUUGUCCCUCAUCAUCAUGUGGUCUUGGUGCUCAACUGGAGGCGCCAUAUUGACGUAAUAAGGGUUGCUCAUAGGUUGCGGUUCUGGUCCGUUUGAGACACCAAAAGCUCCCAUAUAGGGCUCUGGGGGCCCUGGGGUUCGACGUCCAUCGUGGACAUAAUUGGCAUGAAGGAAUUCCCCUCCAGCGACCGGAGCUUGAGAGGUCAUGGGCGAACUCGCUUGUGGGGAUUGACUAUUAACGUCAAAUUGUCCUGCCCACUGCUGCUGAUGAUACAUUCUGGAACUCCCAGGAGGGCUAGGGUGUUGAUUAGGUGUGCUUGGAGGCGGAGGAUAUUGUGAUGCAAUUUUUGACACGCCGUGCAAAGGAGGAGAUCCCACGACUGAGAUAGGAGUUAAGAGGUUUGGAUCGCACUGGCCAGAAAUGCUGUUGAAAGGUGAAGAAACCUGCAAGAACAAGCGUCAGUUUUACAAAAGGACUAUUGGGGGCAGAGCUUCGGAUCUAUGACAGCGCUAUAAAAGGCUCUGCCAAGUUCACGUCCACUUCGGAUGAAGCUCGACUUACAGAUGAGUAGGAUGUCAGAUCGUGGUAAGGGGAAGUCUCAGUUGUUGGAAUUGAGUCCUGCAGACUGGGAGCUCCCGAAAGACCAUCCGGCUGGGGUAGACCUGGGGCAAUAUACUGCUGCUCGACCAUGAUCAUGUGGGUAUCAAAUUGGAGGAUUGGACAAUCGCAGUCCAAAUCGGUUGGUUUAUGUUAUAGGCGGGGCUGAAUAACAGAAAUGGGUGCUUCUGUGAGUGGUGGGGAGCUGUUGAUGCUGUGGCUGCAAGUUCAAGAUUCAGACCGAUACUGAUAAUGGCACAUUUAUGACCAGAAACCAAGAUACUUCAAGAAGGCAUCAAGACCUGGCGAGGCAGAUAUGGAAGAACGAGAUGCAAGACGAUUCAGCCUUUUCUGGCCGCGGCCGCUUUUUGAAGACCUGGGGGGUCAGAGAUCGAGGCCAAAAGAGUGCAAGGGCAGGAAGGAGGAGUUGAAGGGAAACAGAGCCUUGUGGGGUCACAGACGGGCCGGCCGCGUUGUAUAAAUGGUGUUUGGAGAUGAAGAGCAGUGGAGUGCAGAUCGUUGGAGUGUAUGUAGGUUUGGUGUACAUGGAGGUCAGCCUGAGAGACAGCAGUAACGAAGUACCAGGACAUUUUUGAGAGCCGUUCUUUUGGCAAGCCCAGGAAGAUAUGGACGAGCCAGAGACAGGCCUCGGUGCCAGGGGCAAAUGGGGGAAGGACUGGGGGUGUCGAGCAGAGGGAUCAAGCCCCAAGUACAGUAUGGGUACGGCCUGGCAUUGCCUUGAACCUAGGAAGUGGAGGGCUUAAGCUGUGAGGGCUCGGGGCUCAAUAUCCUCCGUCAUGCCAAGGUACUGGAGCUGUCGUGCAUAACAAUAGCCGCCGAGGGGUCUAAAGCAGCGAACGAAACGGGCUGGAAAUAGAGAAAGGCUAAGGGCAGAACAGAGGACGUGCAUGGACGUGCAUGGUAUGCCCGUGGAGAUGACACUGGGAUGGCUUAAAGGAUGGAGGGGAAUCAUCGCGACCAUCGCGGCUUCAAGGGCGUGUGUGGGAGUGGGAGUGGUGUUGAAUUUGGCUUUUACUUUGGCUUGGAUAUGGGCGUGGGCAUGUAAAACGAAUGAAUAUGGGGCGGGGGGUGUUGGUUUGGGGGUGUUCUGCCAUCCCUCCAUCCCUCCAUCCAUCACAUCCAGCUUCAGUGUGUACAUUAUGGGUGUGAGACGAUGAGAUGGUAUGGGAAAAUGGAUUGAAAACAACACCGAAAAGAGUCGGAUGUUUCUUCGGACGCUUCCUCGAUUUCACCAGGCCGUCACUCUUUCGUCAGUCAGGGAUGCUUGGAACUUUUUCCACCAGGCAAAUCCCCCUUCACACGACCACCGCCUCGCAUAUCCGGUCUGGAGCAGUCUUCUAUCCGACAGUCUGGAUAGAGUAUGUAAUGGCAAUCUCUGGUUAUCAGUCUAGCAAGUAAUGAGGAGAUUACGACUCAACUCGACUUGACUCGAUUCUCAUCCCACACGGAGCUGACCUGUGAGGUCUGCGUUUGAUCAAGAAUGAUAGAGGAGAAUACAGCACGGAAUCGAAGAGCAAAACAGACUGACUAUUCAGAACCGCAACUAUGAUAUAUUAUGUGGUUGGCCAAAGACACCAUGAGCUGUCGCUGCACCGUCAACGUGUACGUACUGGAAUGGAGGGUCGACACGAGUAGCCAAAAGAGAGACGGAUGCCCCGAGAGGGAAAGGCGAGACAAGCUGAAGAGCAGUAUUAGGUCUCUGCCAAACUAAAAGGCCAGGCUGAGCUAACGGGGACGAGAAAUCAGUAAUGGCCGAAGAGAAUGAAAAGAACGGGGACCUGGGGGGGCCUAAACCUGGACCUUGACAAUAGACGAUGACAUGGGCCAGCAACCACUGACCAGGUACGCAAAAGAGAAAAUAUGUGAGCGAUAGGAAACGCAGCAAGGUGGGGACAAGAGUGGCCAAGGACCCUUUGUGUCUGGUCUGUCUUUAAAGAGGGAAGAGACAAUCAGAAAGGUGGGAAGCUGGACCGGGUUACGCUACCUGAAGGCAGACAUCCAGGAGCCGUGCUUCUGAUGAGUUUCUCAUCCCCUUCUUCGUAGACAUGAGCCGGUGAGUCAACAAGCUCAUCUUGGGUUGGUCUGACCAAGUUAUCAGAGCUGGGACGACAAUAAUGUAUGACGGACAGCAACAAGGGCUGUCAGCAGGAACAGGUACAGGUACAGGAACGCGGGAACUCAUAAUCCUGUGCGGGCCGUUUGGCGUCCAUCGAUCUGAAGAUCGGCAGCUUUGAGAGAAAUGGUGCGCCAGUGACGUCCCGUACGGUACUGGGAUGUUAGUGGAGGAGGAGGGCGGAAUACAGAGAGUCAAGACAUGAGAGAAUGAGAAAAGACGCGAUGAUCUAAAGUGGGAGCAGGGGUCUGCCGGGGGAGCGCAUUUGGGGCUGGGUGAGGCCUGGCCGGGCCAAGCCAGGCCAGCACAGCCAAAUAGCUCAGCCGACAGAGAAGAAAAAGGGUACAGAACGGAUUUCACUCCAUUUCUGCUUUGCUUCUUAGCCUCGAAGCUAUUUCGUUUUGCUGGUCAAUAAGCAGCGAAAACAAGAGCGAAAGCGGAACGGCGUCGGAGACGGAAACGGAGAUGGAAGACGAAAAGGCCCAAAAAAGACGACAUGACAGAAUACAAAGUGACCAUGCCUGCAACAGCUUAGGCAGAUCCCAGCGACUCCACCACUUUGCUUGGCACUCGCCGGCAGAUUGCCUGCCUUGUCAUUGCCAUUGUCAUGUGUGGGUGG
Messenger RNA from Fusarium odoratissimum NRRL 54006, 7166 nucleotides. RefSeq lists its product as uncharacterized. Bases 546 to 1133 code for a protein of 195 amino acids. The transcript has 2 exons. NCBI's taxonomy places the organism in Eukaryota, Fungi, Ascomycota, Sordariomycetes, Hypocreales, Nectriaceae. The record is from RefSeq and is a predicted model, not a curated record.